AUGUCAGGACAAUUCAUCGAAAAGCUGACUGCCGAAGGUGGCGGUGAAUCAGCAGAGUUCUUGAAUGACAUCGUGAAGUACUUGUGGCCCAACAUCAAUGCCGCAGGUAGUAAAAUGGUCAAGGAGAUCGUGGAGCCCAUGUUCAAGACGAUGCUGCCUGGCCCCCUGGCCACGCUGCACUUUACCAAGAUCGAUCUCGGCCCUGUUCCUCUACGACUGUCGAAUGCAAAGACAACAAAGAGUGAAGAACAUGGCAUCAUACUGGACCUGAACGUCGAUUGGGUGGGCAAAGCCGACAUCGAACUGGAUGCAGACAUGAUCCCUGCCCUCGGCGUCAAAAGCGUGCAGCUUCAUGGCAGGCUUUCCAUACUGCUAUGUCCUCUCACAAAUGUCAUACCACUGAUCGGAGCCGCCCAGAUUGCAUUCAUCAACCCACCAGUUCUGAAGCUUGAUUUUACCGGCGCUGCCAACGUGGCCGACUUCUCCCUCAUCGACGACACCGUCCGCAAGGUGAUUCUCGGCAUCAUCAACUCCAUGUUGACCCUUCCCAACCGAAUGCUGGUCAAGCUUGACCCCAGCUGCGACUACUUCAAAACGUACCACUACCCACUUGGCAUGGUGCGGGUGACUGUGGAAAAGGCGUGGGGGUUCGGAGAGGAGGCUAAGUCGUCGACGAGAAAGUUUUUCAACAAGUUGACCCGUGCCGCCCCAGACUGCUAUGCCAAGGUCGACGUUGGUGGGGAGAAAUCGUGGAAAACUGCCACCAGGAACAAUACGAACAGGCCGUCGUGGAACGAGACACAUGACUUUGUAGUGAGUGAUUUUGAUCAGUGCAUCAAGGUGGACGUAUUGGAUGAAGAUAUCAACGGAGAUGAUGAAGUCGGCCUUGCCGUGACGACCGUCCGAGAGGUUUUGGUGGCCGGAGGUAGGCAAGAGCUGCCACUAGUUCACAAGGGCGAGGAAACAGACGGCAGAGUCUCCAUCUCGUGCGAAUUCUUCAAGUACGUGGCCGAUGCCGGUAGCCUCACUGCUUCCGACCACAAAGGCGACGGCCGCCUCUCCGGCAUGGCCACCAUCCUCGUCGCCAGUGCAUUUGGCAUUAAGGGCCUGCGCGAAGCCCUGAAACCAAGCGUGGUCGUGACUUGGGGGAAGAAUCACCGAUUCCAGACGGCCGUCAAGACCGACGCUCCCGGCACCGACAUCAGCAAUCCCGCAUUCGACCAGGCGUUCCGACUUCCCAUCACCACCGAUCUCGUCGGCAGCAGUCCGGACGACUUCCGCAUUUCGCUUCUAAACGGCGAGAAGGAGAUCGGAGCCGUCGAUAUCCCUUUUGCGAGUGUGGCGGAUGCGCCCAACAAGAUCCUCCAGCAGAAAUUCGACGUAGGUGGUGGAGCUACGGUCAGGGCCAGCAUUCGCCUCGAAGGCAUUGUCCCGGGAGAGAUGCCCCAGCACGGAGCAGCGCUUCCUGAAAGACACAAGUAA
Messenger RNA from Fonsecaea multimorphosa CBS 102226, 1482 nucleotides. RefSeq lists its product as uncharacterized. Lineage: Eukaryota; Fungi; Ascomycota; Eurotiomycetes; Chaetothyriales; Herpotrichiellaceae. Bases 1 to 1482 code for a protein of 493 amino acids. Gene Ontology annotation, molecular function: lipid binding. The record is from RefSeq and is a predicted model, not a curated record. The transcript is spliced from 4 exons.